Salarias fasciatus (jewelled blenny) is the source of this 2650-nucleotide messenger RNA. RefSeq names its product vitamin D3 receptor A-like. Lineage: Eukaryota; Metazoa; Chordata; Actinopteri; Blenniiformes; Blenniidae. The record is from RefSeq and is a predicted model, not a curated record. The transcript has 7 exons. Gene Ontology annotation, cellular component: nucleus. The coding region runs from base 1 to 1197 and encodes 398 amino acids. Gene Ontology annotation, molecular function: vitamin D response element binding; nuclear receptor activity. Gene Ontology annotation, biological process: cell differentiation; positive regulation of transcription by RNA polymerase II; negative regulation of transcription by RNA polymerase II.
AUGACUGAUAAGCCGCCCCGACGCCUGCCUGACCUGGUUUCACCUCCCGGGCAUCGCUGGCCCCGGCGGACGGCGGGGAGGAUUGUGGGACCGGCUAACGAGUCGACCCGCUGCGAACCUCUGGCCUCCGCCGCAGGGGGCUCUCCGGCCGCCCCGGUCUGCCAGCGUCUCUGGACCCGCCGCCCCCCCGCCGCCCUCCUCGCCACGCCAGUUAUCCUGACGGACGAGGAGGUUCAGAGGAAGAAGGAGAUGAUCCUGAAGAGGAAGGAGGAAGAGGCGGCCCGGGAGGCGAUGAGGCCCCGGCUGAACGAGGAGCAGGCCCGCAUGAUCUCCUGCCUGGUGGAAGCCCAUCACAAGACCUACGAUGCCUCCUACUCGGACUUCUCCCGCUUCAGGCCCCCGGUGCGCGAGGGCCCGGUAACCCGCAGCGCCAGCAGAGCCGCCUCCCUCCACUCCCUGUCCGACGCCUCCUCCGACUCCUUCAACCACUCACCGGAGUCGGUCGACACCAAGAUGAACUUCAGCAACCUGCUGAUGAUGUACCAGGACGGCGCCAGCAGCCCGGACUCCAGCGAGGAGGACACCAAGCUCUCCAUGCUGCCCCACCUGGCCGACCUGGUGUCCUACAGCAUCCAGAAGGUCAUCGGCUUCGCCAAGAUGAUCCCCGGCUUCAGAGACCUGACCGCCGAGGACCAGAUCGCUCUGCUGAAGUCCAGCGCCAUCGAGAUCAUCAUGCUGCGCUCCAACCAGUCCUUCAGCCUGGAGGACAUGUCCUGGAGCUGCGGAGGGCCCGACUUCAAGUACUGCAUCAACGACGUCACCAAAGCCGGUCACACUCUGGAGCUGCUGGAGCCGCUGGUGAAGUUUCAAGUGGGACUGAAGAAACUCAACCUGCACGAGGAGGAACACGUGCUGCUCAUGGCCAUCUGCCUGCUGUCCCCAGACCGCCCGGGCGUCCAGGACCACGCCCGCAUCGAGCAGCUCCAGGACCGCCUGUCGGAGGCGCUGCAGGCCUACAUCCGGGUCAACCACCCGGGCGGGCGGCUGCUCUACGCCAAGAUGAUCCAGAAGCUGGCCGACCUGCGCAGCCUGAACGAGGAGCACUCCAAGCAGUACCGCUCGCUGUCCUUCCAGCCGGAGCACAGCAUGCAGCUCACCCCGCUGGUGCUGGAGGUGUUCGGCAGCGAGGUGUCAUAGCAGGGGGGGAGGAGGCGCCCGGGCGCCGCAGGAGGACCCGCCCGCCCGCGGAGAACCCCCGACGCCACCCGGGAGGAAGACGGGAGGUCCUCCUCCUCCUCCUCCUCCUCCUGAGCUCAAACACAAGACUGGACCUCUGGAUUUACACUUUCUCUGCAUCACCAGAUUCUGGUUCCAUUUUUAUUUUUGGAUCGGCAUUACCUGUCAUCACACGGUGCAGAAAAAACAAAACAGACUCACCACCAUCCUCCAGAUUCUCCCCCAGGAAGCCUCCAAACAUCUUCUCUCAUCGCCAUUUUUCUCCCUGGAAAGUAUGAGAACUCCUGCCAUUGCCACCCCCCCCCUCGGUGGAUCCCUUCUCGCUCAUCGCUCCGUGUUUCUCCACAUCGCCAUGAAAAACAGGAGCAGACACACAGGUUUACAUCUUCUACAGCCUCUGGAGUCUCUCCAGCACCGGUUUACAGUCAACAGAUCACACAUCCCAGCUUUGCAGCGGUUUGACGGGACACGAGAGUGGAGCAGGAGUGUGUGCGUGCGUGUGUGCGUGAAUUUGUGUGUGUGUGUGUGUGUGUGUGUGUCCUGCCGAUCCCGGUUUAUCUGUGUUAGGUGUCGGAUAGUGACGGAGUGGCGUUUUGGGAACGUUGGGAUGUGGAGGAGGUGCUACAGCUGGAAUUCCCACAGUUCGCUCGACAAAAGGGAUUUUCACAAAAACAAGAAUGUAUGUAUAAUGCUAUAUAAAUAUAAAUAAUACGUAUAAGCUGAUAGAUAUAUGGAUAUAUAUACACACACAGUAUAUAUAUAUAUAUAUAUAGAUAUAUAUAUUUAAGAGAGCAAGACAUGGUUGCUUCCAUGGAAGCAAAUAGCUGAGUGUUGUAUAAUGUAGAGGAUCUGAAGGCCCCUCCUCAGUUGUAUGUGUGCGAGUGUGUGUUUGUGUGUGUGUGUGUGUCCCGUUAUAAAAGACACACAGAGAAGCGUGCGAGGAGGCCUUGUAUUUUUUGCGACAUGUGUACAGUGUGUUGAGAGUAUGGAUGGACCACAAGGGGGUGUGUGUUCAGGCUCUGACCGGGGGUCUCUUCUCUGUCGGCUUCAUGUUUUUUGGACCUGUGAAGUUUAUCGAGUGACACACACACACACACACACACACACACCCACACACAACUUCAUGUUCUGUGGAUAGUAAUUAUCCCCAAAAAAGAAAAAGAAAAGAAAAAAAAAACGUCUGGCUGGUUAGAUUGCUGCUAAGACAGUUCGCGCCGGAGGCCGGACGGAAGCCGGCCGGCCGCCGGCGGUCGCCUCAGGGAAAAGUUUGUCUGACAAUAUUGUGUACUCUGUGUUUUGGGUGUGCGUUGCGUAAGCUUACAAUCAUGAGACAGAGAUUGUUUUUUGACGCUCUAGGCAUCACUGUGAUUUCUAAUCAUUACUAAAUGACAGCAUAAGGAAGCUAAACUAGAAA